CCCCUUUCUUUCUUAACCUAAUGUUGCGCAUUCUUCAAAGCCAAAAACUUUACCAACCCUUCGUUUCGAAUAGACACGCGUUACAAAGACGUACAUUAGCUUCUAUCUCCAACGAUUUAGAAAACGCUUACGAUGUAGUUAUUAUUGGUGGUGGUGUAGCAGGUGUCACUCUUGCUUGUUCUCUUGCGUCUAGCCCAUCCAUGCGCCACAACCGUAUUGCACUUGUGGAAGCGAUGGAUUUAACAGGCGUCCGAAACUGGGAACCACAAGCCGAUAACUAUUCAAACCGUGUUGUUUCUUUGACACCUGGUUCAAUGGGAUUCUUUGAAAAGAUUGGUGUUACAAAGCAUAUGGCAUUGGAUAGAGCAAAUGGAUAUCGCGAUAUGAGAGUAUGGGAUGGUGUGACAGGAGCAAAGAUUCAUUUGGAUGCAGCACUUUUAAAUGGAAGUGGACACAAGGUCAAGGAAAAUACAAUUGCAUACAUGGUAGAGAAUUUGAACCUUCAAUCAGCCGCAUUAAAACGUUUAGAUGAAUGUCGUGCUCAAGGUUCUCAUAUCGAUUUGAUUCAAAAGGUCAAAGUGGCCGAGAUUGAGAAAAAGGUUGAAGAUACACCACCCAAGGAAGGCCUUGAUCUUCAUGAUUGGCCUACUGUUCACUUGGACAAUGGUAGAAAAUUAAAGGCUCGUUUACUGAUUGGUGCAGAUGGUAUCAAUAGUCCUGUUCGUAGUUUCGCAAAGAUUGAUUCUCUUGGUUGGGAUUAUGAUGCUCAAGGUGUUGUAGCCACAUUAAAGCUUGAUCCUACACGUCCUAACAACACAGCAUGGCAAAGAUUCUUACCCACGGGACCUAUCGCUAUGCUUCCCUUGAGUGAAGGAUAUGCAUCAAUGGUUUGGUCCACCAGUCCCAGCACAGCCAAGGCCUUAAAGAAUGUUUCAUCUACUGAUUUCUGUCAUUUGGUCAAUGCAGCCUACCGCAUGUCUCAUGUGGAUCUCAAAUACCUUUACAAACAAAUCGAUAUGAACAGUUUUAAAUCUGCAUGCGAUAUUGCUGAGGAAUACAAUUGGAGAGAGAGUGUGGCCAAAAAAUCAUUAAACGAUCAGGAGAUUUUAGACCGAGAAUAUUCACUUCCUCCUCAAGUCGUGCAAGUACAAGAAAAAUCAAGAGCUUCUUUCCCCUUCAAAUUGAGAAACUCGGAGAGCUAUGUGGCGGAUCGUGUGGCACUUGUGGGUGAUGCAGCUCAUGCAACACAUCCCUUGGCUGGUCAGGGUAUGAACCAAGGUAUUUUGGAUGUCGAGUGUCUCGCUCAACUUUUGGAAAGAGGAACAGUGGAAGGACAAGAUAUUGGAAGUAUUCAUUUGUUAAGACAGUAUGCGUCUGAGAGAUACGUGCGUAAUAUCAUGAUGAUUAGUUCAUGUGAUAAAUUACAUCGUUUGUUCUCGACUGAUGCUGCUCCUGUUACUUGGGCUCGUUCGCUUGGUUUAAAUGCGGUGGAUAAUGUUGGGUUUUUAAAGGCUGAGAUCAUGAAGUAUGCUAUGGGUAUUGAAUACACUGGCGAAUUCAGACACUAAACAACAUUCCCCCCUCCAAGCAGUUUGUAAUUAAAUGAUCAUAAGCUUAAAGCAACCAUAUUUACUUUUGGUUAACAGCCUUGAUAAAUUGUAUAUGUAUGUCUCGUCCAGUUAUAAUGAUAUGUGUACAUAUAAUAUAUGCCACCCUCCCACAUCCUUUAUAUAUAUAUAUAUAUAUAUA
This is a messenger RNA of Mucor mucedo, 1749 nucleotides long. RefSeq lists its product as uncharacterized. Gene Ontology annotation, biological process: ubiquinone biosynthetic process. The transcript has 6 exons. Lineage: Eukaryota; Fungi; Mucoromycota; Mucoromycetes; Mucorales; Mucoraceae. Gene Ontology annotation, cellular component: mitochondrion. Gene Ontology annotation, molecular function: FAD binding; 2-octaprenyl-6-methoxyphenol hydroxylase activity; oxidoreductase activity, acting on paired donors, with incorporation or reduction of molecular oxygen, NAD(P)H as one donor, and incorporation of one atom of oxygen. The record is from RefSeq and is a predicted model, not a curated record. Bases 21 to 1568 code for a protein of 515 amino acids.